Molecule: messenger RNA, 2038 nt
Organism: Misgurnus anguillicaudatus (oriental weatherfish)
Lineage: Eukaryota; Metazoa; Chordata; Actinopteri; Cypriniformes; Cobitidae
Gene: brms1la
Product: BRMS1 like transcriptional repressor a
Source: RefSeq, a predicted model, not a curated record
AGCGCCAAAGCAGCGCGCAUUCCGCGCCAGAGCCCCAGCAUUUCACAGGAUAGCAUGCCUUGGUUAACGUAGUAAACCAUAGAUAUAUUUGUGUCAAAAUUCAAAAACAGGUAAACGAUUGCUUUAUUUAAGAAGCAUUGCUUUAUUUUGUUUUUACAAUAUCGAGAACAAAUAUCACAUAAUGUUAUGGAUUUGAACGUGCGUUAGCACGAUAAUGUACAUGUUAGGUAGACAUCAGUGUUUGUUUUGUUUUUAGCAAUAUCAAGCUAACCAACACAUUUGACAUACACCUUUAAGUCCUUUCGAAUAAAGUAGGUCGAUAGAUUUGUUGGUUAUCGUUAUUUUUGCGCAAGUAAUGCCAGUACACGCGAGAGAAAAGAAAGAAAGCAAUCAUGAAGAGAUGGAGGUGGAUUUCGCAGAGCAAGAUGGGAGCAGUUCAGAUGACGAGGAAACCGAGAGCUCAUCUGUCUCAGAGGAUGGAGAAAGUUCAGAAAUGGACGAUGAAGACUGUGAAAGGAGAAGAAUUGAAUGCAUUGAUGAAAUGACUAAUCUUGAAAAACAGUUCACUGACCUCAAAGACCAGUUAUACAAAGAGCGUCUGAAUCAAGUUGAUGCCAAACUCCAGGAAGUGAUGUCAGGAAAGGCCCCUGAGUACUUGGAGCCUCUUGCAACACUACAGGAGAAUAUGCAAAUUAGAACAAAAGUUGCAGGCAUCUACAGAGAGCUGUGCUUGGAUUCUGUGAAGAAUAAAUAUGACUGUGAAAUGCAAGCAGCUUUUCAGCAUUGGGAGAGUGAGAAACUGUUAUUAUUUGAUACAGUGCAAAGUGAAUUAGAGGAGAAGAUAAGGCGAUUGGAGGAAGACAGACAUAGCAUUGACAUUACCUCAGAGCUCUGGAAUGAUGAGUUACAGUCAAGGAAAAACAAGAAGAAAGAUCCAUUCAGUCCAGAAAAGAAGAAAAAGCCUGUCGUUGUAUCAGGCCCAUAUAUUGUAUAUAUGCUGCAAGACCUGGAUAUACUGGAGGACUGGACUGCUAUCAGAAAGGCCAUGGCAACAUUAGGACCUCACAGAGUUAAGACUGAUGUCGCAUGCUCAAAGAGUGAUAAACACCAACACACCGCACGCUCGGAGGAUGGACGCCUGUUUUACGACGGCGAGUGGUUUGGCCGCGGUCAAGCCAUAUGUAUCGACAAGAAAGAUGAAUAUCCCACGAGCGCCGUAAUAACUACAAUCAAUCAGGAUGAGGUUUGGUUUAAACGGGUCGAUGGCAGCAAGUCAAAACUCUACAUCUCACAACUUCAAAAAGGCAAAUACACCAUAAAACAUGCCUGAGACCUGAUUGCUUUUCACUGCGGCAGUCGGGAAUGUUUAAUAGUGUCAUUUAUUGUACAGUAUAUCACGUUUAAAUACUUUUUUGGGUGUGUAAAAAGAGAUUAGUUGAUGUGUUGUCUUGUACUUUGUUCAAUGAAAUGCCAUUUGUAAGAUUAUUACUGUAAUAUGAUUACAGACUUAGUUACUACCCUGAAAUGUGAUACGUUUGUAUUUUGCUAUAGGGUUCACUUUCCAUUUAAAUCUUGCUAGUUAACAAGAUCAAUUAAUGAAUUUUCAAUUCAAUGUUUACUUUAAUACUGUACAACAUCCGGCCACCAGUGUUUUUUUUACAUAACUCAUUACUGUUUUCAUACACACAUUACAUUUUGAUGUCACAACUAAAUUAAUCUGACUUGUUUGUGCAGCAUUUUUUUAGGAGCAAGACACUUUAGGAGCGAAUAAACAAGAUUUUACCACAGUAUUUAAAAAAAAUCUAAGCUGUUAUGCAGGACACUAGUUAUUAAUGUCCACUAUGUUUGAAGAUGAUCUUGCUGCUCUGUUUACAGUUUAAAACAAGCCAUUAAUGUGGUUAAUACUUUAUGUAAUUCAUUAUGUAGUGUGCAUUUCAGUUCUGGUUCAGUGUUCUUGUUUAUUGGAGUUAUAGCACCACCCUCAGAUUUUUGUUGUUGUUGUAUUGUGAUCAUUGUUUUAUAUUUUCCUCAGAUUUUC